AGGGAACCACAAGCUUAUAUAUAGGUGCGAAUUUGGCUUCUUGAAUCCAUACCAAGUCUUCUUUUAAUUUCCUAUCAUUGCCAUAGCAAGAAGCCAUCCAAGAAAAUGUCGUCAAAAAAUUACAGUUUUCUCAGUUUCCAUGGCCUUUCAAGAAAACCCUCGUCAGUAAAAACAGCCCAGUCAAGAAUCUACAGAGAAAAACAAACCUCACCAAAAUCUUUCCAACCAAAUGAGGAAGAGAUGAAAUGGGUGUUUUCCAAAUUUGACACCAACAAAGAUGGCAAGAUUUCACGCCAAGAGUACAAGUCAGCGUUGAGGAGCUUGGGCAAGGGAAUGGACGAAGAUGAAAUGGCCAAGUCAUUUGAGGCUACUGAUACUGAUGGAGAUGGUUUCAUAGACUUCAAGGAGUUCAUGAAGAUGAUGAAUAGCGAGGGAGAUGGGGUGAAGGCCAGUGAUAUUCAUAGUGCGUUUCAAGCUUUCGAUUUGGAUGGCAAUGGGAAAAUAAGUGCAGAAGAAUUAAUGCAAGUCUUGAAGAGGAUGGGAGAGAAGUUUAGUUUGGAUGCUUGUAGAAAAAUGAUAAAAGGAGUUGAUAGUGAUGGAGAUGGUUUGAUUGACAUAGAUGAAUUCAUGAACAUGAUGACCCGUACCAUGAAGUCUUCCUAGAGGUCGAAAACUUGUUUUGAUCUUACAAUGAUUAUAUAUAUAUAUCAAGCACAAACUCAGUGUCAUCUAAGCAUAAUUGUGUUGUGAGUGUCAACCAUUCAAGACAGAAUUUGAAAUUUCUCCAAAACAAAAAAAAAAAAGUUUCUUUUAUGGUUUGGCUUACAUUCGAUUUGCGACUGAUAAUUGGUUUGGUUUUGGUUGUGAUGAAAAAAAAAAAAGAAAAAAAAAGGGCCCAACCGGGUUCGAACCGGUGACCUCUUGAUCUGCAGUCAAAUGCUCUACCACUGAGCUAUGGACCCAACGCUUGCUGGUUUUUCAACUUUCAUUAACAAGAAUUGAAGCCAAUGAUAUAUUAACUGC
Molecule: messenger RNA, 1023 nt
Organism: Hevea brasiliensis (rubber tree)
Lineage: Eukaryota; Viridiplantae; Streptophyta; Magnoliopsida; Malpighiales; Euphorbiaceae
Product: calmodulin-like protein 30
Exons: 1
Coding region: 106-663 (185 amino acids)
Molecular function (GO): calcium ion binding
Source: RefSeq, a predicted model, not a curated record